Molecule: messenger RNA, 1591 nt
Organism: Psammomys obesus (fat sand rat)
Lineage: Eukaryota; Metazoa; Chordata; Mammalia; Rodentia; Muridae
Gene: Stk39
Product: serine/threonine kinase 39
Exons: 18
Coding region: 66-1394 (442 amino acids)
Biological process (GO): protein phosphorylation
Molecular function (GO): protein serine/threonine kinase activity; ATP binding
Source: RefSeq, a predicted model, not a curated record
UAUGCAAACCCAGGCAAGAACGAGUAGCCAUAAAGCGGAUCAACCUGGAAAAAUGCCAGACGAGUAUGGACGAACUACUAAAAGAAAUUCAAGCCAUGAGUCAGUGCAGCCACCCCAAUGUGGUGACUUAUUAUACCUCCUUUGUGGUCAAAGAUGAACUUUGGCUGGUCAUGAAAUUACUAAGUGGAGGUUCCAUGUUGGAUAUCAUCAAAUACAUCGUCAAUAGAGGAGAGCAUAAGAAUGGUGUUCUGGAAGAGGCGAUAAUCGCGACAAUUCUUAAGGAAGUUUUGGAAGGUUUAGACUAUCUGCACAGAAAUGGUCAGAUCCAUAGGGAUUUGAAAGCUGGCAAUAUUCUUCUGGGAGAGGAUGGAUCGGUACAAAUAGCAGAUUUUGGGGUAAGUGCAUUCUUAGCAACAGGGGGUGACGUUACUCGGAACAAAGUGAGAAAAACAUUUGUUGGUACCCCGUGCUGGAUGGCCCCUGAAGUCAUGGAACAGGUGAGAGGCUAUGACUUCAAGGCAGACAUGUGGAGUUUUGGAAUUACUGCCAUUGAAUUAGCAACCGGAGCAGCGCCUUACCACAAAUACCCUCCAAUGAAAGUGCUAAUGUUGACUUUGCAAAAUGACCCACCCACUUUAGAAACUGGAGUAGAGGAUAAAGAAAUGAUGAAAAAAUACGGCAAGUCCUUCAGAAAGUUACUUUCACUGUGUCUUCAGAAAGAUCCUUCCAAAAGGCCCACAGCAGCAGAACUUUUAAAAUGCAAAUUCUUCCAGAAAGCCAAGAACAGAGAGUACCUGAUUGAGAAGCUGCUGACAAGAACGCCAGACAUAGCCCAAAGAGCCAAGAAGGUAAGGCGAGUUCCCGGGUCAAGCGGCCACCUCCAUAAAACUGAAGAUGGAGACUGGGAGUGGAGUGAUGAUGAGAUGGAUGAGAAGACUGAGGAAGGGAGAGCAGCUGCCUCCCAAGAGAAGUCACGAAGAGUGAAAGAAGAAAACCCAGAGAUCUCAGUGAACGCUGGUGGCAUCCCCGAGCAAAUACAGUCCCUCUCUGUGCAUGACUCUCAGGGCCAACCCAAUGCUAAUGAAGAUUACAGAGAAGGUCCUUGCGCAGUCAAUCUUGUUUUAAGAUUAAGAAACUCCAGAAAGGAACUUAAUGACAUACGAUUUGAGUUUACUCCAGGAAGAGAUACAGCAGAUGGUGUGUCUCAGGAGCUCUUCUCUGCUGGCUUGGUUGACGGUCAUGAUGUAGUUAUAGUGGCUGCUAAUUUACAGAAGAUUGUAGAUGACCCCAAAGCUUUAAAAACAUUGACAUUUAAGUUGGCUUCUGGCUGCGACGGGACAGAGAUCCCUGAUGAAGUGAAGCUGAUCGGGUUUGCUCAGUUGAGUGUGAGCUGAUAUGCUGAGUCUCAGAUAACCUCUUCGAAUCCCUGGACCAUGAUCUGACAGCCACAACUGAGGACAAUAAAGAAGAUGCUAAGGACUCUUGAUCUAAUGAAGACUUAGAGAUUCCAUUUGAUCCAGUGAAGUAGAACCCCCACACCUUGACCUACCAGCAUUGACCUUCAUGUAGACGAUAAAUAAUAUUAUCUCAC